This is a messenger RNA of Priceomyces carsonii, 627 nucleotides long. It is a transcript of the gene VPS24, whose product is annotated as ESCRT-III subunit protein. Gene Ontology annotation, cellular component: ESCRT III complex; multivesicular body. NCBI's taxonomy places the organism in Eukaryota, Fungi, Ascomycota, Pichiomycetes, Serinales, Debaryomycetaceae. Bases 1 to 627 code for a protein of 208 amino acids. The record is from RefSeq and is a predicted model, not a curated record. Gene Ontology annotation, biological process: protein transport; endosome transport via multivesicular body sorting pathway; late endosome to vacuole transport. The transcript has a single exon.
AUGAGGAAGAUUAAUCUGUUACUUCGUAAAAAUAAAAGGGAGCUUGACAGGUCAAUGAAUCAGCUUGUACCUUUAAAAAAGAAGACGGAAACAUUAAUAAAGAAAGCAGUCAAGCAGAAAGAUAUGAAGAGUGCCAAGAUAUAUGCCAAAGAGCUUGUUCACAUCAACAGACAAUAUAAUAAAUUAUAUACAUCAAGAACAAGGAUAGAUUCUAUAAAUAUGUCAGUAAAUGAGCAGUGGCAGAUGAACAAAUUAACAAACUCAUUGCAGUCGCUGACUGCCGUAAUGAAAGAUGUUAAUCAGUUGGUCCACCUUGGAGCUAUAACAGGCACAAUGCAGGAGUUAUCUAAAGAAUUGAUGAAGGCUGGGGUAAUUAAUGAGAUGAUGGAUGACAUGGUUGACCUAGAAUUCGAGGAUGAUGAACUAGAAGGUGAAUCAAAUGAAGAAAUUGAUAAGAUAAUAGAGAACUUGACGAAGGAUCAAUUGUCCAAAGUUGGCAGUGAGGUUCCAAGCACGCAGAUUGAAGAAACCCCUGAGAAGCAAGAAAUUGAAGCACCGCAAGGAAUGGAUGAAGAUACAGAAGCCCUAGAUGAGAUGAGAGAAAGGUUGAAAGCACUACAGGAGUAA